Molecule: messenger RNA, 1962 nt
Organism: Rotaria sp. Silwood1
Lineage: Eukaryota; Metazoa; Rotifera; Eurotatoria; Philodinida; Philodinidae
Source: the annotation of a GenBank genome assembly
AUGAGUGUUAACAAGUUUGAUAAUAAUAAAUCUUCAAAGGCAAAUAACUGGUCAUGUCGAUUUUGUACGUAUCUUAAUCCAGUUUCAAAGUAUCCCAGAUGUACAAUAUGUGGUCAAUCAGAUUCUUCAUUAGCUAAAUAUAACUUUAUUAAUGAUUCAUCGAGUUUGAUUAAUACAUCUAAAUCAUCAGCAACAUCAAUUUCACUUACUGUUCGUGAUCGACGAAAUAAUGAUGAAAGUAAUGCUGAAAAAAUUUUUCAUCAUAUUAAAUCAUUUUGUCAAAAAACUAAAAUACAUUUUGUUGAUGAUCAAUUUCCUCCAUCAUCUCGUUCAAUUGGUAAUAUUGAUCAAUCAUUUCAAUGGUUAAGAAUAUCUGAUAUAGCUUCGUCAUCAAAAGGAGAUCAUCUUUUAAAUUGGACUGUUUAUUCAUCACCAGAACCAAGUGAUAUUCAACAAGGUCUACUUGGUGAUUGUUGGUUAUUAGCUGCUUUAGCUUUAAUUACUGAACGACCUAAAAUGCUUCAACAUAUUGUAUUAACUAAAACAGUUAAUGAACAAGGUGUUUAUCUCAUACGUUUAUGUCAUCAUGGUUUAUGGAAAACAAUUAUAAUUGAUGAUUGUUUUCCAUGUGCACAAGACAAUCAACUAGCAUAUUCAAAAGCAAGUGGUCGUCAAUUAUAUGUUCCAUUAAUUGAAAAAGCAUGUGCUAAAUUAUUUGGUUCAUAUGCAGAUUUAAUUGGUGGACAUACCGAAGAAGGUCUACAAUUAUUAACUGGUGCUCCAAGUAUUCGUAUCAAUCUUAAUCCACAUGAUUGUAUACUUGAUAGUCAAAUUGCUUGGGCAAAACUUUUAUCUGCUUGUGAAGCUCGUUUAUUAAUCGGUGCAGCAACUGGUCGUACAGAUGUCAAUGAAGAAGAAUAUGAACGUGUACAUAUUAAUAGGAAUCAUGCAUUUUCAAUACUUGCUGCAUAUUUUCUAUCAGAAAUUUCUAUGCAAUUUGUACUUGUUCGAGAUCCACAUGCUCGAGUAGAUUAUAAAGAAGAUAUCAUAACAUCAUCUAUUCUUACUCAAUUGAAUUCUAUGAUUUCAUUUCAUUUACCAUCUGGUGCAUUUUGGAUAUCAUGGCCUGUAUUUCUUCAAUUUUUUGAAUCUAUUACAAUAUCAUCAUAUGCUAGUGAUUAUUAUGAUAUACGUGAAGUAGCUAAAUUUACUCAAUCAUCAAUAGAACCAAUUCCAACAUUUCAUUUUCAUGUAUCUAAAACAUCAAUAGUGGAUAUUAGUCUACUUUAUCAUCGUGAAAAACGUCGCUCUGAUGAUCGUCAUACACAAUCAUUUGUUUUAUGUGAUGUUAAAGAUGGAGUAUCCACAUAUAUUGGUACAAAAUUUGCUAUAUUACAAACACAUCGUGGAACAUUUACACAUUGGACAGGUUCAUUAAGUCCUGGUACUUAUGUACUUAUUCCAUUUUCUACUAGUUUUUGGGAUGAAAAAAAUCAUGAAUCUAUUAGAGAUUAUACACUUGUUAUACAUUCAAAAAUUCAAAUUGAUGUAUAUGUUAUUAAUGAACCAGCAACACUUUUAGCUGAUUGUUUAAUUGCAACUGUUCCACAAGAAAGUUAUAUUAAAAAUAAACAUAACGAUUUUAAUUAUUAUGCAACUUCAGGACAAUGUAGUUUUAUUAUGUUUAUUGCAGAAAAUUUAUCAUCUAAUUAUUAUUUAAAUAUAGAUAUUGAUAUGAGUGAUUCAGUGUAUAUACGUAAUUCUCGUCAAUCAUAUAUAACUCAUGAUUGUAUUCCACCACAUCAAAAACAAAUUAUAUUUCUUGUUGAAUGGACUAAUAAACGUGAUCAAAUAGCUAACAUGAGUUAUGUGUAUCAAACAUCUUUUAUAAAACAAUCAAACGAUUCAGUACCAACAAUUAAUAUUGAUCAAAAUGAUUUUCAUUCAUUUCGAAACUUUUAA